This is a messenger RNA of Ramularia collo-cygni, 639 nucleotides long. RefSeq lists its product as uncharacterized. The transcript has a single exon. Gene Ontology annotation, biological process: GPI anchor biosynthetic process. The record is from RefSeq and is a predicted model, not a curated record. Lineage: Eukaryota; Fungi; Ascomycota; Dothideomycetes; Mycosphaerellales; Mycosphaerellaceae. Gene Ontology annotation, molecular function: glycosyltransferase activity. Bases 1 to 639 code for a protein of 212 amino acids. Gene Ontology annotation, cellular component: Golgi membrane.
AUGCUUGCUCUGGAGGAACUCGAAAGUCGCUCAAGCCACUGGCUGUACUUGCGACUGUUCUACACCGAGACCUCGCUUGGCUGGGAGGUAGAAAGCGAUUUUUGGUAUCGCAAUAAGCCCCUUUUCUACUUCGUGGCUACAGCUUCUUCAGCUAUGAUGCUGUUCUCUACCCGGUCCUUUUAUCCGGGAGCGCGGACAUGGCUGGAUCUAGCAACCAUCUCUGUGCUGACCCUGGUCGCAGCCCCAGCUUUCGCAACUUUCUUCUUCAUGGUGGGGAAAUAUAAUCUGUUUCCCCUGAACGGCGUUGAGCGCAUGGACAAGUUCGGCUGCUGUACCCAGGCUCUUGUGUUUCCACGAUCUGGAGCGGUUGAUCUUCUAGAAGAAUUGCGGGGACAUCAACGGGGUGGCCAGACUGAUGCUCUGAUAGAAGAGUACGCAGAUCGGACAGGCUACGAGCGAUUUGCAUUGGCGCCCCAGGUCGUCCAGCACGUCGGACUUAUCUCGAGUAGGAACAAUCUGGAGAUCAACACGAAGAGCACAUGGGCUUUCUGGUUCGAGGCCCAGAACGGACGUGAGCUUCACCAUGAGCACAUGAGACUUGCAGCUGAGGUAGAUUGGCAGCGCCCACUCUCUGAUUAG